Peromyscus maniculatus bairdii (prairie deer mouse) is the source of this 2554-nucleotide messenger RNA. It is a transcript of the gene Usp50, whose product is annotated as ubiquitin specific peptidase 50. Lineage: Eukaryota; Metazoa; Chordata; Mammalia; Rodentia; Cricetidae. The record is from RefSeq and is a predicted model, not a curated record. Gene Ontology annotation, biological process: protein deubiquitination. Gene Ontology annotation, molecular function: cysteine-type deubiquitinase activity.
CACUGGAACCUUGGGGUGAACGCAGACGAUUAUGAUGCAAGGAAAGGACCAAGGUGGCCCAGGCCUCAGUCAGAUGAACUCAGUCUGAGCAACCACGAGGGGGAAGAGCAUUCACAUUGUUUACAAACCAAACAAAACAGAAACAAAGCCAGGGAAACAGUCUUGGAGAAAUGAAGUUUAAAGGAUCAAACUUAGCUCCUGAGUAGAAGCGAACACCCACCGUCUCCCAUUAAAAUGACUUCGCAGCGGCCAUUCCCGGCAGAUGACUUCCGGGUCUACUGUGUCCUCGCGGAGUGUGCAGAUUAUGACUCCCUGCCCGAGUCUGAGACCCAGCCACACUUCCAGGGCGUGACAGGACUGCGGAACCUGGGCAACACGUGCUACAUGAACGCCAUCCUGCAGUGUCUCUGCAGCAUCUCCCCGCUCGUGGAGUACUUCCUCUCCGGAAAGUACAUCACCGCUCUUCAGAAGGACUGCAGUGACGUCACCACCGCCUUUGCCUACCUGAUGACAGAUAUGUGGCUUGGGGACUCAGAGUGUGUCUCACCAGAGAUAUUUCUGUCGGCUCUUGGCAGUCUCUACCCAGCUUUUCUGAAAAAGACACAGCAAGAUGCACAGGAGUUCCUGAUUUACGUCCUCAAUGAGCUUCAUGAAGCUUUGAAAAAGCACUGCCAGAGAAGAGCACAUGAGAAAAAAUCUGCCCAACGAUGCUGCAGGAAGGUGAUGGCCAGCGAGACGUCCAUCAUCACCCGGCUGUUUGAAGGACAGCUCAGUUACAGCAUCACGUGUUUGAAGUGUGAGAACUGCACCUACAGGAAUGAAGUCUUCACCGUCCUCUCCCUCCCCAUCCCAUCCGAGUAUGAAUGCUCCCUUCAGGACUGUCUCCAGUGUUUUUUCCAACAAGACACAUUGACCUGGAACAACCAAAUCCAUUGUUCUUUUUGUGAAAUCAAGCAAGAAACAGCUGUGAGGUCCACUAUUUCCAAAGCACCAAAAAUAAUUGUUUUUCACUUAAAAAGGUUUGACAUCCAGGGUACAGUAAAGAGGAAGCUGAGGACAGACGUCCGUUACCCACUCACGAACUUGGACCUCACGCCUUACAUCUGUCCAAUUUUCCGGAAACAUCCUAAGUACAACCUCUGUGCAGUGGUGAACCACUUUGGUGAUCUGGAUGGUGGCCAUUACACCGCCUUCUGCAAGAAUGCAGUAACUCAGGCCUGGUACAGCUUUGACGAUACCCGAGUCAGUGAGAUUCCAGACACUUCAGUUCAAACGGCCACAGCCUAUCUUCUGUUCUACAGCUGCCAGCCCUUUUCUAUCCCGAUACAGACUCGCAAGAGCUAGGACAGCGCUCCCGACCACUGCAAACAAGCCAUCAGGAAAUGCAGGGAAUGUGCUUUGUCAUUAAAUCUUUACCACCUACUUCCACCGCUAAGGUCUGUAAGUCUCACAGACAGCCUGUAUAAGACAAGUCUACAGCAUAAGGAGAUAGGUCCCUGCUCGCUAAGGGCGGCAUGCAAGCCAUGCACUGCCAUCACGGGCACAUGCCAGACAUGCACUGCCAUCACAGGGGCACAUGCAAGCCAUGCACUGCCAUCACAGGGGCCCAGGAACUGCAGGUUUCAAAGGUCAAUGUUUCAUACGGUGGGUUUCUGUCAUAUUUCAUGAUAAGUACCAAGUUAUUUUCCAAAAAAAAUUAUACUUAUUUUGUCCUGUGUGGAUGUGGAAGUCAGAGGGCAACCUGUGGAAGUUCAUUCUCUUUUCCACUGUGUGGGUCCUGGGGAUUGAACUUGGGUCCUCACUGAGCCAUCUAACCAGCCCAACACAAAUAAUUUUUGUUUAUACAGGGGAGCUCAGGGGUAGGAUGUUUUGGUUACACAGGUAUAGCUCAGUGGUAGGAUGUUUGCUCAGCAUCACUAGCACAGGGAAAAGUUAAGUGCAAAAGUGACCCGAAGGGCCGGAGAUGGCCCAGUGGCUCAUAACAGCCCUUGCUGCUAGCAGAGGACCUGGGUUUGGUUGUUAGCACCCAUAAGGUACACACCCACACCCACACACCACUAAUACAUAUAAAUCUUAAGGACUUGAAACCCAUGCUCAAACCUUCCCCCGUAAGUUAAAUAACCACUCUCAGGAUCUUUGUUUAGAAGAGACUCCGACAAUAUGGACUACUGCACUGCCCUUGGCUGCCUUCCAGAACUUGAAGGUUAAGAUCCUAUUCCACCACAUACUUCAGAUACAGGACUUGAAGGAAUCAAGCUGGAACCGACCUGGAAGCCUGCCCUUGAGGACUAGCUCUGGUAGUAUCCCAGCAUGCUAUGUAUGCUGCCAAGGGAGGAAAGCAAUCAGUAGUCAGAGUCAGCUAGGACACCCAUAAACCACAAUGGCCGAGGAGGCAAGAAGCCCAGCAGCUGGAUGGUGGCACCUGUGUCAUGUGGAUAGCCAACAGCUGUCUAACUGGACUAACCGGAUCUAAACCAUUCAAGAGAAGGGAUCCUUGCCUGGUAAACUGAGUCAACUAUCCAUAACUGGUGAAGUGAUGGGCCCUAAGGAAGAA